This is a messenger RNA of Saccharomyces kudriavzevii IFO 1802, 930 nucleotides long. It is a transcript of the gene SER2, whose product is annotated as phosphoserine phosphatase. The record is from RefSeq and is a predicted model, not a curated record. Gene Ontology annotation, molecular function: magnesium ion binding; L-phosphoserine phosphatase activity. Gene Ontology annotation, cellular component: cytoplasm. Gene Ontology annotation, biological process: L-serine biosynthetic process; dephosphorylation. NCBI's taxonomy places the organism in Eukaryota, Fungi, Ascomycota, Saccharomycetes, Saccharomycetales, Saccharomycetaceae. The coding region runs from base 1 to 930 and encodes 309 amino acids. The transcript has a single exon.
AUGUCUAAAUUUGUCAUUACCUGCAUAGCCCAUGGGAAAAACCUCCCACAAGAAACUAUUGAUCAGAUCGCCAAAGAAAUUAUCAAAAGCUCGACAAAGGAGACAUCAAUCAAGAACAUUAAGAAACUAUCAACGAGAGCUACUGAUAUAUUUGUUGAAGUAGCAGAAUCUGUUCUCCAAAAGACUUUCAGAAAUGAGUUGAUGUGCCUGAUUGAAGGCCGUGACGAUGUUGAUUUGAUUGUUUCCGCUGACAAUGAAUAUCGUCAAGCUAAAAAGCUAUUCGUUUUCGACAUGGAUUCAACAUUGAUCUACCAAGAGGUCAUUGAACUUAUUGCUGCAUACGCUGGUGUUGAAAAGCAAGUGCACGAUAUCACAGAAAGAGCCAUGAACAACGAACUAGAUUUCAAAGAGUCCCUAAGGGAACGCGUCAAGUUGUUGAAGGGUCUCCAAAUCGAUACAUUAUAUGACGAAAUAAAACAGAAAUUGGAAAUUACCAAAGGCGUGCCUGAACUAUGUAAGUUCUUGCACGACAAAGACUGUAAACUUGCUGUUUUAAGCGGCGGAUUUAUCCAGUUUGCCAGUUUUAUCAAAGACCAGCUAAACUUAGAUUUUUGCAAAGCAAACUUGUUAGAAGUAGGUGCUGGCGGAAAAUUGACCGGUAAGACAUUAGGUCCUAUUGUAGACGGGCAAUGCAAGAGCGAGACACUUCUGCAGCUGUGUAACGACUACACAGUUCCUGUUGAAGCGAGCUGCAUGGUGGGUGACGGUGGUAAUGACCUACCGGCCAUGGCUGCCGCUGGGUUUGGGAUUGCAUGGAACGCCAAGCCAAAAGUACAAAAUGCUGCGCCCUGCAGAUUGAAUACCGAGUCCAUGACUGAUAUCCUGUACAUCCUCGGCUACACUGAUGACGAAAUAUAUGAUAGACAAUAA